AUGGAAAGAAGCAAUCACACUGUCACUGAGUUCAUCCUGGUGGGCUUCACAACAGACCCUGUGGUGCAGCUGGUCCUGUUUGUGGCCUUCGUUGGUGUCUAUUCUGUGACCCUGAUAGGAAAUACCACCCUCAUGGUGUUGAUCUGUAAUGACUCUAGGUUACACACACCCAUGUAUUUUUUCACUGGGAAUCUGUCUUUUCUGGAUCUCUGGUAUUCCUCAGUCUACACCCCCAAGAUCUUAGUGACCUGCAUCUCUGAAGACAAAAGCAUCUCCUUUGCUGGCUGUGUAGCCCAGUUCUUCUUCUCUGCUGGGCUUGGGUACAGUGAGUGUUACCUGUUGGCUGCCAUGGCUUAUGACCGCUAUGUGGCUGUUUCCAACCCCCUGCUUUAUGCUCAGGCCAUGUCAAGGACACUGUGCUGCUCUCUGGUUACAUAUUCCUAUACUGGAGGUUUUGUCAAUGCAAUAAUACUCACCAGCAACACAUUCACCCUGAAUUUUUGUGGUGACAAUGUGAUCGACGACUUUUUCUGUGAUGUCCCACCCCUGGUCAAGUUGGCAUGUGAUGUGAAAGACACCUACCAGGACGUGCUCUACUUCCUCCUGGGCUCCAAUGUCGUCGCCCCUGCCGUGCUCAUCCUGGCCUCCUACCUCUUCAUCAUCACCACCAUCCUGAGGAUCCGCUCCACCCAGGGCCGCCUCAAAGCCUUCUCCACCUGCUCCUCCCACCUCAUCUCUGUCACCUUGUACUAUGGCUCCGUCCUCUACAUCUACUCCCGCCCGAGUUCCAGCUAUUCUCUUGAGCGGGACAAGGUGGUGUCUACAUUUUACACUGUGCUCUUCCCUAUGUUGAACCCCAUGAUCUACAGUCUGAGGAAUAAAGACGUGAAAGGAGCCCUGAAAAAACUCUUCAGGAUUAUGCAAACUGAAGGGUAA
Molecule: messenger RNA, 936 nt
Organism: Sus scrofa (pig)
Lineage: Eukaryota; Metazoa; Chordata; Mammalia; Artiodactyla; Suidae
Product: olfactory receptor 9G19-like
Biological process (GO): G protein-coupled receptor signaling pathway
Cellular component (GO): membrane
Molecular function (GO): G protein-coupled receptor activity; olfactory receptor activity
Source: RefSeq, a predicted model, not a curated record